AUGGCUGGUGCCAAGAUAAAGGGCAUCACAUUUUGCCCACCAGCCUAUUCUGUUCCCAUUGACGAGCUUAAAUCAGCCAUCACAAAGAAUACUCGUGCAAUUCUCAUCAGCACUCCACAUAAUCUAACUGGAAAGAUGUUUAUUAGGGUGGAGCUUGGUACUAUCGCAUCACUUUGCAUUGAGAAUGAUGUACUAGUUUUCACUGAUGAAGUUUAUGAUAAAUUGGCUUUCGAAACAGAUCACAUUUCUAUGGCCCCCCUUCCAGAAAUGUAUGAACGGACUUGGGCGGCUGCAUUUGCUCUCAGAGCCCCAGAAUCCUACUAUGUUGAGCUAAAGAGGGAUUACAUGGCAAAGAAGGAAAUCUUGGUUGAGGGGUUGAAGGCUGUUGGUUUUAAAGUAUUUCCAUCAAGUGGGACCUACUUUGUCGUUGUUGAUCACACCCCUUUCGGCCUGGAAAAUGAUAUUGCAUUUUGUGAGUAUCUGAUCAAGGAAGUCGGGGUGGUAGCAAUCCCAACAAGUGUAUUUUACUUGAACCCGGAAGAUGGAAAGAAUUUGGUGAGAUUCACCUUCUGCAAAGAUGAAGAAACUCUGAAGGCUGCAGUCGAGAGGAAGAAGGAGAAGCUGAAGAGAAAAUAA
Messenger RNA from Populus euphratica (Euphrates poplar), 636 nucleotides. Its product is annotated as kynurenine--oxoglutarate transaminase 1-like. The record is from RefSeq and is a predicted model, not a curated record. Gene Ontology annotation, biological process: biosynthetic process. Gene Ontology annotation, molecular function: pyridoxal phosphate binding; L-kynurenine:2-oxoglutarate transaminase activity. The transcript is spliced from 2 exons. Gene Ontology annotation, cellular component: cytoplasm. The coding region runs from base 1 to 636 and encodes 211 amino acids. NCBI's taxonomy places the organism in Eukaryota, Viridiplantae, Streptophyta, Magnoliopsida, Malpighiales, Salicaceae.